Messenger RNA from Drosophila ficusphila, 1171 nucleotides. RefSeq names its product Krueppel-like factor 6 (gene Klf15). Gene Ontology annotation, biological process: regulation of transcription by RNA polymerase II. Bases 128 to 1060 code for a protein of 310 amino acids. NCBI's taxonomy places the organism in Eukaryota, Metazoa, Arthropoda, Insecta, Diptera, Drosophilidae. The transcript has a single exon. Gene Ontology annotation, molecular function: DNA-binding transcription factor activity, RNA polymerase II-specific; RNA polymerase II cis-regulatory region sequence-specific DNA binding. The record is from RefSeq and is a predicted model, not a curated record.
GAUACAAUUGCGGCAUAGAACCGACAGCUGUCAUCAAUUUUCCCGACGUCUGUCCGCUUGAUGCGAGUGUUGUCCGGGGAUAUUAUAAAUAUUUGGACACUCGACCGGAGACCGCUCACUUGCCACCAUGGACUUCUUUGCGACGGGCGGAUUCCAGCAGCUCUACAGCGAUCUGGAUGAGGAGCCGCUGGCCGGCGGCGAUGCUCUAUUGAAUCAUGCCAGUGUGGCGGACUUCGAGUGCUCCUACGUGGCAGGUGGCUUUCCCAGCGACAGCCACCACCUGGAGGAACCGGAUUACUGCGGCAUCAUCACCCUGGACAGCAACAACAACAACAACAAUAAUAAUAAUUAUAACAGCAGUGGAAGUGGAGUAAUGACGGAUCUCUCGUACGCAGAGAAUCCCUCCCUGUUCAUCGACUUCAACGAGCUGGCCGUCUGUCCACCGGACUUGAGUGACUGGGAGCAGCGGCUGCUGGACAACUUCGUGGAGAUCCCGGAACUGGUGGACUUCCUGCCAGAACGGACGCCCCUCUGCACGGACAACUGUGCGGAUUUCCUGGAGGAAAGCAACAGCAAUCUCCGUCUGGCGGGGCCGCCGCCCGAGAUCCUCGCUCCCGACAGGUCGCCAGCCACCAGUGUGGAUAACUCUACGCCUGCCCAGCCAGACUCCAGUCCUACGCUCCAGAUGAGCGAGAAUGCCGCCGGCGAAAGGGGCUACCUGUGCACCUUCGGCAACUGCGACAAGAUCUACGCCAAGCCCGCCCAUCUGAAGGCCCACCUGCGGCGGCAUCUCGGCGAGAAGCCCUACGUUUGCAGCUGGCCGGACUGCGUCUGGCGGUUCUCCAGAUCCGAUGAGCUGGCCCGCCACAAGCGCUCCCAUUCCGGGGUGAAGCCGUACAAGUGCGACUACUGCGCCAAGUGCUUCGCCCGAUCGGACCACCUCACCAAGCACCGGAAGGUCCACGAGAGGCGACUCCUGGCCGCCAGCAGAGCGGGCAGGAUCCUCUCCGACGACCUCUAUGCCGUGCGACCAGGUCGCAAGCGCAGAAACCAGCUUUAGUCGCCAUUCCAGCUUCUAAUCUCUGAAUACUUCUAUUGUUUACUUAGAAUACGCUGUAUGUCCAUCUAACAUAUCCACUUAUAUUUUAGUUAAUUAUAAAUGAUUAGUUAA